AUGUAUCAUCAUCAUCACCAAGCAAAAAAUAUUCUCUCUUCUUCAAGAAUGUCAAUACCAUCUGAGAGGCACAUGUUUCUUCAAACAGGAAAUGGAUCUAGUGAUUCUGGACUUGUUCUCUCAACUGAUGCUAAGCCUAGAUUAAAAUGGACACCUGAUCUUCAUGCAAGGUUUAUAGAAGCUGUCAAUCAGUUAGGUGGAGCUGACAAAGCUACUCCAAAAACAGUGAUGAAACUCAUGGGAAUUCCGGGACUUACCUUAUAUCAUCUAAAGAGCCAUCUUCAGAAGUAUAGAUUGAGCAAGAAUCUGCAUGGACAAAGCAACAAUAAUAACGUGACACACAAAAUAAACACACAUUCGGCUUCCGGAACUGAUGAGAGGCUUUCUGAUCAAACCAAUGGAACUCACAUCAAUAAAUUAACCCUUGGACCGCAACCUAAUAACAACAACAAAGAUUUACACAUAAGCGAGGCCCUGCAAAUGCAGAUUGAGGUUCAGAGAAGGCUCAAUGAACAACUUGAGGUACAAAGACACUUGCAGCUUAGGAUAGAGGCACAAGGAAAAUACCUUCAAUCAGUGCUUGAGAAAGCUCAAGAAACACUUGAAAUGAAAGAGUUACAAGGUUUUUGUCCUCAACAAAUACAAAUCACAAACCAACCAAACGACGGCUCGAUGGACAGUAGCUGCUUAACAUCGAGCGAACGAUCACAAAAGGAACACGAGAUCAUUCAAAAUGGAGGGUUUGGUUUAAGACACUUCAACAACAAUAACAACAACAAUAAUCAUGCGUUCAUGGAAAGAAAAGAACAACAAUUAUCAGAAGCAGCUGCUUCUAUGCAAAACCUUAGAAACACUGAAGUACUAAAAUGGUGUGUUGAUGAAGUGAAAAAGAACAGCAAUUUUCUCACCCCUUUAGAAAGAAAUCAUGGAAACUUGUCUAUGAACAUUGGAGUUGAACAAAAUCACUUAGAUGUUGGUGAGUUUCAACACAGAAGUACUGCAAGAACAGAAUCAAUGAAACCAAUGGAUGAUAAUAACAAGAUUCAACAACCUUCUAAUUACUUUUCAGCUUCAAGAUUGGAUCUAAACAGUCGUGGAGAUAAUAAUGAAGGUGCUACAAGUUGUAAACAACUUGAUUUGAAUAGGUUCAGUUGGAACUGA
This is a messenger RNA of Vicia faba (fava bean), 1161 nucleotides long. Lineage: Eukaryota; Viridiplantae; Streptophyta; Magnoliopsida; Fabales; Fabaceae. The record is from the annotation of a GenBank genome assembly.